CUUUUCCCUCCUUUUUGUUACCUAAAAUGCCACAUAAGUGCUGCCCUUUGUUCUCGCUUUGUCCUGAUGCGAGAAGGGCUCAUUCUCCCUCAUAUAUAACCCGUUCGCUCACCAUUGCCUUUCCUUUCGUACCAUUCCCAUCCCUUCUCUGCAAUCCUCGCCCAUCAAGUUCCUGCUGCAGAUAGAUGUCCGCCAAUCAAAAGCCCCUGACUUUAGAGCCGACGGCCGAGACCUGGUAUGCGGUACGGCCUACCCCCCAGUCCACCGAAGUUACCGCUCCCCCGAAGGAAGAAGUAUGGGGUGUUCUUCACCCAAUCAGCUCCUACUUGAAGCCCAUCCAACUCUCCGGAGCCGUCACUACCAUUGGCAGGAGCUCUGACAACGAUGUCGAAAUUUCCGGCGGCAAGAUUAGCGCGAAGCAUUGCACGAUCAAAUGGAACGGUCACAGCGACAAGUCCUCUUACGUUGUGGUGACUGAUCAUUCGAGGAACGGUACCUGGAUCAACGAGGACAUGAUAACGAAGGACCAGUUCCUGCUUUUGAAGGAAAGCAAUGAAAUCACGUUUGGGCGGCAUCCAAACUUGGACGAAGAUCCGCUCUACAAUCACCGAUAUAUAUAUCGUCAUAUUGCCACCCCUCCGACUCCGGGUACCCUCUAUGCCUUGUACGACGUCGGGUAUGAACUUGGCAGGGGAAGUUUCGGUGUCGUUAUGAGCGGUGUCGCCCGCGCCACUGGGGUAUGGCACGCGAUCAAGAUGAUCCGCCCCCCGAAGGAGCUUAUAGAGGCAUACCCCCACGACGAGGAAGCAAGGAACAAAGUAACCAAGUUCCUACGAGAAGUUCAAAUACUCGAACAGCUUGACCAUAAGAACAUCUGCAAGCUCGAGGAAGCGUUCUUUCAGGGCUGGGACAUCGCAUUGGUACUUGAGUACGUGAACGGAGGAGAUCUGUUUGAUUAUAUGCAGACUUAUGGCGUCCUCGAUGAGGCCACAACAGGCCGUAUUGUCUAUCAGAUAGUCGACGCCCUGUGUUACAUACAUGCUAAAGACAUUGCCCAUCGGGAUCUCAAGCCGGAGAAUAUCCUUCUCACUUCGGAGGAUCCCCCCGUCGUCAAAGUCGCCGACUUUGGCCUCGCCAAGGUUGUAGAGGGCUCAACGUUUCUCAAGACGAAGUGUGGUACGGCUGCAUACGUUGCCCCGGAGAUCCUGACACGGACGGAAGAAGAGGGAUAUGACUACGUCGUCGACUCUUGGAGUGUCGGCGUCAUUGCACAUCACAUGUUGACAGGAAUGGCACCUUUCAUCGAAGACUCGUCGAUUGAAGACUUGACAACGCGUAUCAUAUCGCGUACAAUCUACUGGGAAACGCUUGAAGACAUGGAUCUUAGCAGGAAUGUUAAGAAUUUUGUCCGAGCCUUGCUUCGGGAAGAUCCUACCUUUCGCAUGUCUAUUUCCGACGCGCUUCAUCAUCCGUGGCUCGCAGCCUUCAAACCCACAUCGGGACAGGAAACAGUCAAAGUCAUGGCGGACCAGGGUGUCACUCAUGCUGCGGCUUCGGAGCUGGGUGUCGCUCAUGCUACGGUUUCGGAGCUGGGUUUUGCUCAUGCCACGGUCUCGGAGGUGGGUGUCACUCAUGCUACGGCUUCGGACCUACAGCACGAGCAGAGCGUGGAGGCGCUCUUGACGACUCGAGGUUCGGAUGAUGAGUAGGCUGAAACUGUUCGUAACACGACGGAUGCUCCAUGCCUCGAGACUUAAGGAGCUGACGAGUAGACUGAAUCUAUAAGGCGGGGCUUCCAUUCGUAGUAUGCGUACGUAGAUACGCCAAAGUCACUGAUAAUGCAAGUAUUGUUUCCAACAUUCAGAAAAUCGGUCGGGAUAGGAUAUGGAAUACUACAUCAGGUUCGGGUAUUUUCGGGCUUGUUACGUAGGUACAGCCCGUAUUUAGCUCGGGAAUCUUCGGGUAAAUACGUAGGUACAGCCUACAUAGAUCUAGCUCGGGUGUUUUCGGAUAU
This is a messenger RNA of Coniophora puteana RWD-64-598 SS2, 2014 nucleotides long. Its product is annotated as kinase-like protein. Lineage: Eukaryota; Fungi; Basidiomycota; Agaricomycetes; Boletales; Coniophoraceae. Gene Ontology annotation, biological process: mitotic spindle organization; protein phosphorylation; regulation of cytokinesis. Gene Ontology annotation, cellular component: spindle microtubule; chromosome passenger complex; spindle midzone. Gene Ontology annotation, molecular function: protein kinase activity; protein binding; ATP binding. The transcript is spliced from 9 exons. The coding region runs from base 186 to 1709 and encodes 507 amino acids. The record is from RefSeq and is a predicted model, not a curated record.